AUGGAUAUUGCUGCUGCUGCUCCUGCUUAUGGUGAUGCGUUGCUGGCACGAUGGAACGAUUUGGCUUCAUUCCUGACACCGUCGCAAAGGGAAAAAUGGUGGCAACGAUUGUGGAGUAGCUAUAGCCAGCGAGCAUUUCAUAACCUGGAGCAUCUCAAUCGUAUGCUGCUACUGUUCGACGAGUACAAAGAUCAGUUGCAUGAGCGCUACGCCACUGCUUACGCUAUAUUCUUCUUAUAG
Gongylonema pulchrum is the source of this 240-nucleotide messenger RNA. Lineage: Eukaryota; Metazoa; Nematoda; Chromadorea; Rhabditida; Gongylonematidae. The record is from the annotation of a GenBank genome assembly.